AUGUACAAUAACCUUCUUCGUCAACUUUUCUCUGGUAAAUGUCAAUUAACUUCUCUUCGAUUUAAUAUUCCUUAUGAUUAUUCUUCUAUUAAUAUUCAUCAAUCUUUAUCAUUAUUUUCUGAUCUUUGUUCGCAUUCAAUGUUCAAUACAGCUCAAUAUUGUUGUAUGACUCUUCGUUAUUUACAUAUUCAUCUUAAUUUGACAUGUUUUCUUGAACAACUUAUUGAACGUGUACCCAAUCUUGAACGAUUGUCAGUUUAUCUGCCGGUAUUAUGGGACAAAGAUUCACCAUCGGGGCCGCCUAUUAAAAGAUUUGUACAAUCAAAUGAGGCUUGGUCUAAUAAAGUAAGAUAACUCCAUGAUAUUGUUGCUUUUUCAUUUCAUAAAUUGUUUUUGGAAAAUUUCUUUUUGAAAAUUAUGUUUUCAGAAUAUUUCUAUUGUAGUUAUUUAUUAUUUUUUUGAUAAAAAUCUCCGAUUGAAUUUCCUCGAGUAUUAUUGUAGAAGAAGUUGAGAGAGAUCAUUUAAUAUUUUCGAACUCUCAUUUUAUUAUACAUAUAAUUAAAUCUCUUAGUCUUGAAAUUAUUUUCAUAAAAACGUCACUUAAGUGUUCUUUUACAUCGACGUUUUGUCUUUAAUGUAGAAAAUCGAAUAUGUCAGUUUCAAGCACAUAUUGACUACAUAUUCGUCGACUUACGUUAGGAAGAAAAGGAUAAGUUCAUAUGAACAGACAUAAAAUACAUUUUUCAUAGAAGUUAGUUUUAUAUUUUAUAGAUUUAAAUGAUUUGUUUUUUUGAAUAAAAGUUGAAAGAAAAUUCUGAUCUGAAUGGAAAAAACUUUUUUUGAUUUUGCAGAAAGGAACGAUGAAUUAAAUAUACAGAACCAAAUUUUUCUAUACCUUUUAUCGAUAAAUUUUUUCGCUUGGUGAGAAAAAAAAACAAAUCUCAUUACCUUUUUCAUGUGUUUUUAAAUGAUGAACAGAGAUAGAGAAUCAUUGAUUUAAUGAAAAUGUUAGCCAAUAUCUACAGGGUGUCCCAUAACUUUUGUCUCCCCCUUUACAACCUACAGUAUCCAUGAUAUCACAAAUGUAUUUUAUACCAAAUUAAAGCCCGUCAAAAACUAGCUUUAUUGGUAGUAAAUGGUAAAGGUUAUAAAGACCUUUUAAUAUCGAAUAUCAAAACAACUGCUUAGAAAAGCUCAAAAACUGUUCAAAAACUUUAGCUUUUCCUAUGGAAGAAAAACACUGGAUUUUUCAAUAAAAUUAGUCUUCGUUCAUUAUUUUUCCUGUCUCAGACG
Messenger RNA from Rotaria sp. Silwood1, 1293 nucleotides. Lineage: Eukaryota; Metazoa; Rotifera; Eurotatoria; Philodinida; Philodinidae. The record is from the annotation of a GenBank genome assembly.